GCUCGGAAAAUGACUCUGGAGACGAUCGAGCAGGUUACAGCAGUCUUUGACACCAUCGCACCAGCAGUUGGUCUCUCAGUGGGACUAGCUGUGGGACAAACGUCAAUUGUAGCUGAAGCGGCUGAAUUGGUUCAGAUUCGUAAGUCGAUGGUCCACAGUUUUGGAAAAUCUGAGGCUGCAACUCCCGACCUUGCCGAAAGCCAAGUUGACAGACUUGUUGCAACUCCAGGGCGCUUGAUGGACCAUAUUCGAAAUACAAAAGGGUUCACUCUUCAGCACCUACAAUUUCUCGUGAGUUUUUUCCGUGGUGAAAGAGGAAAUAGAGGCACUGCACUCCCACGAUUGAUGAAGAUGGUGUUAUCGGCUACCUUGACGAGAGAUCCAGCAAAAAUUGCACAACUUGGUCUUUUCUGCCCCAUAUAUGUGGCGCUUGGUGCUGCUGGCAACCGGUAUCAACUACCAGAACAACUUAAGUCUUACAGGAUGGUCUGCAAACCGGGAGAGAAGCCCUUAUAUUUGGUAGCACUCUUGCAACAGCUUUGCAGCCAAACAACCGUUGUUUUCACUGCUUCUGUAGUGGCUACUCAUCAACUAUAUACUCUGCUAAAAUGCUACAAAGGAUUGUCGUUCAAGGUGCUUGAGUACUCAAGCUUGCAGCAUUAACAACCCCAAAG
This is a messenger RNA of Marchantia polymorpha subsp. ruderalis, 674 nucleotides long. NCBI's taxonomy places the organism in Eukaryota, Viridiplantae, Streptophyta, Marchantiopsida, Marchantiales, Marchantiaceae. The record is from the annotation of a GenBank genome assembly.